GGCAGGUCAGUCAGUUGUUGCACAGGUUUCAGGUCAGAGGGAUGGGCUUUCUGACGCCACCCUUAAGAAAGACGCGCUCAAAGCCGAGAAUUCAUUCACUUGAGCAUCUGAGCAACACUUAACUUCUCCUUUAUUUUACUCAGUCAUCAGGACCAACAUGGUGUCGAUGGGACGUCAGAUGCUGGGCUUGGCCCUGGCCAUCGUCGGCUUUUUGGGAACCAUCAUUGUGUGUGCUCUCCCCAUGUGGAAGGUGACUGCCUUCAUAGGGGCCAACAUUGUGACCGCACAGGUGAUCUGGGAGGGCCUCUGGAUGAACUGUGUGACGCAAAGCACAGGGCAGAUGCAGUGUAAGAUCUACGACUCUCUGCUGGCACUGCCCCAGGAUCUACAGGCUGCUCGAGCUCUCGUUGUAAUUGCCAUCAUUGUUGCUGCUCUUGGGGUCUUAUUGGGCAUCGUUGGAGGAAAGUGCACCAACUUCGUGGAGGACAGCACAGCCAAAGCUCGAGUGGCCAUUGCUGCUGGGGUUGUGUUCAUCGUCGCAGGAGUGCUGGUCCUGGUCCCCGUCUGCUGGUCCGCCAACACCAUCAUCCGCGACUUCUACAACCCCAUCAUGACCAAUGCUCAGAGGAGGGAGCUGGGGACGAUGGCUUCGAUGGGAAUGCAGUUGCUGGGUGCCAUUUUGGCUCUUUUUGGCUGGAUUGGGGUCAUUGUUGCAUGUGGAGCUCCUACGUGGCGAGUAACUGCUUUCAUUGGCAACAACAUUGUGACAUCGCAGACCAUCUGGGAGGGCAUCUGGAUGAGCUGCGUAGUCCAAAGCACGGGACAGAUGCAGUGCAAAGUGUAUGACUCCAUGCUCGCUCUAGGUACUGACCUUCAAGGAGCUCGAGCCUUGGUGGUGGUCUCCAUUAUUACAGGAAUUCUGGGGCUUGUAAUUGCCUUCACUGGGGGUAAAUGUACCACUUUUAUCCCAGAGGAACGGGCAAAAUCCAGGGCUACCAUUGCAGCUGGCGUGGUAUUGAUCAUCAGUGGAGUUCUUUGCCUCAUUCCUGUUUCUUGGACAGCGAGCACGAUCAUAAGGGACUUCUACAACCCUGUGCUGGUGGAUGCGCAGAGGAGAGAGCUAGGGGCAUCGCUAUAUGUUGGUUGGGGAGCAGGGGGACUUUUGGUUCUUGGAGGAGCCCUCCUUUGCGUAAACUGCCCAAAGAGCGACAAUGAUCAAGCCCCAUCUGUGAAAUAUCUGCUCAACAAAUCAACAGCAGGACAGAGCAGGAUAAACUCUGUCAGAUCGCUCACUCCAUCAAAGACCUAUAUCUGAGUUUUCAAUGUAACA
Molecule: messenger RNA, 1330 nt
Organism: Periophthalmus magnuspinnatus
Lineage: Eukaryota; Metazoa; Chordata; Actinopteri; Gobiiformes; Gobiidae
Product: claudin-4-like
Exons: 3
Coding region: 158-1315 (385 amino acids)
Biological process (GO): cell adhesion; bicellular tight junction assembly
Cellular component (GO): bicellular tight junction; plasma membrane
Molecular function (GO): structural molecule activity
Source: RefSeq, a predicted model, not a curated record